CUCAUUGCACAUGACUGAAUGGCUGCAUGCAAGACAGCAGGUCGCUUCACUAGGUCAAGGCCUGUGGUGCAGGUCAUGUAAAGUAAGGUUAGCUAGUUUUUUAAUGUCGAGUCACUUCACCAGAGAACUUUGGCUUCAGUAUAUGUCUUCCAUCUUGUCAGAAGAACACAGUAUACAAACAGCUUUAGCUGUGUUUAAAAAGCAGUUUGUAUUGUCUUUUCCCAAUGGAAGGCGAACAUUUAGGCGACAACGAGUCCCCUGGCGAAAUUGUAGAAGUGGACGGAGUCGUGUUCCCAAAAAAUUUCGAAUCAAAUCGCCCAAUGAAGGAACACAUCGACCGCAUCCGGGCACUUGAUGUCCGCGAUGACGAUGUCUUCAUAUGUGCAUUUGCCAAGUCAGGUACCCACUGGACGUGGGAAGUAGUCAACAUGUUGUUGUCUGGCAAGGCUGAGUAUCAAAAGCAGAAGAAGGAGACGAUGAUGCUGGAGGUGACGGAGGUGGAGACCAUCGAGGCCCUCCCGUCCCCGAGGGUUUUAAACUCUCACCUGCCGGCCAGAAUGCUGCCCCGCCAGCUCCAGGACAAAAAAGGAAGGAUCGUCUUCGUCUACAGGAACCCGAAGGAUAUCUUCAUAUCUAUGUACUUUCACUUUAAUCAAGCAUAUCCUGUGACACUUCAGAAUCUAGAGCAACUCUUCAUGACGGGGCGAACUGUAACUGGAGACUAUUUUCGUUACAUGAAGGAAAUGGACGAGUUUACUAAGAAGAAUCCCCAACUUAAGAUCCUGAAAAUAUCUUUUGAGGACAUGAAAGAGGACCCGGUGGCUGCAGUGGGAAGAUAUGCUGAGUUCCUUGGAGUUGCCGUGACACCGACAUUGUGCACUGAGAUUGCAGAUGCCUGUGGCUUCCAGAAGCUAAAGCAUUUCGGAGAGACAUACAAAGAGAGUUCAGAUUUUUAUAUUCGCACAAACAUGUCCACGGGGACGAUUUUUCGCAAAGGUGAGGUGGGCGACUGGAAGAACUACAUGACUGUGGCACAGAGCGAACGCUUUGACGCCGCCAUUCAGCAGCUGGACGGAUGCGACUUCCGCUUCCGCUAUCAACUGUAGUCACGUGACUUCAUCUCGGGAUCCCCAGAUGUA
This is a messenger RNA of Pomacea canaliculata, 1139 nucleotides long. Its product is annotated as sulfotransferase 1A1-like. Gene Ontology annotation, cellular component: cytoplasm. Gene Ontology annotation, molecular function: sulfotransferase activity. The transcript is spliced from 6 exons. The record is from RefSeq and is a predicted model, not a curated record. The coding region runs from base 225 to 1106 and encodes 293 amino acids. NCBI's taxonomy places the organism in Eukaryota, Metazoa, Mollusca, Gastropoda, Architaenioglossa, Ampullariidae. Gene Ontology annotation, biological process: sulfation.